Messenger RNA from Argentina anserina (silverweed cinquefoil), 426 nucleotides. RefSeq lists its product as uncharacterized. The transcript has a single exon. Lineage: Eukaryota; Viridiplantae; Streptophyta; Magnoliopsida; Rosales; Rosaceae. The record is from RefSeq and is a predicted model, not a curated record. The coding region runs from base 1 to 426 and encodes 141 amino acids.
AUGGAGAUUGCUCCUAGUAACUGCUAUGACAACUUGAAGAGGUACUGGAGGAGGAGAAGGUACCAGAGACUACAUGGUGACAACAAGAAGAAGAUGAGGGUUGUAAGGCUAGGCGGUGGACCUAAUGGGAGCACUAGUCCUCCUCGGCGAUCUUGGAGGCUCAGAACCACAGCAAAGCUUAGACUGAUCAAGUGUUUUUCGCCGAUAAAUCUCUUCACCAAGCUCCACGGUGCUUAUGUUGACAUGAUGGUUAGGACGGCCGGCAACGUUGGCGGUGCGAGGAGGAUUGCGGGAGGAUCAAAGAAAGUGGCAAAAGCACGGGAUCAGAUUUCAAUGGCAACUUCAGAGGAAGCAGUUGACACUAGACUGGUUUUGGAGAUUUACAAGAGGUUGGCGGCUUCUCGCCAAUUAGCAGAUGCCUAUUGA